Zeugodacus cucurbitae (melon fly) is the source of this 2152-nucleotide messenger RNA. RefSeq lists its product as uncharacterized. The record is from RefSeq and is a predicted model, not a curated record. The transcript has a single exon. Gene Ontology annotation, cellular component: plasma membrane. Bases 53 to 2011 code for a protein of 652 amino acids. Lineage: Eukaryota; Metazoa; Arthropoda; Insecta; Diptera; Tephritidae. Gene Ontology annotation, biological process: protein processing. Gene Ontology annotation, molecular function: metalloendopeptidase activity.
AUAUUCGCGAAAAUCAGUUCGACUUGCGAAAGCAACGCGGUAUCAUCGAAAGAUGAAUGAAACGCGCCCGCAACGGUUUAUUAUUCUAUUGUGUCUAUUUUUAGUCCAACAAGGCGGCCAAGGUCACACGACCGAACCGAAAGUACGCACGGGACCCGCAGUCUCGCGUCUUUAUCGGCAACAGCUCACCCAUAUGCUCAACAUACUCGACGAGGAUGCAGAUCCGUGUGAAGAUUUCUUUGCGCACGCUUGCGGCUACUACAACGAAGUGCUGAGCGACGUCCAGCAGCUGAGUGCGGAUAGCGCUGAUGAGCCGAUGACAGUGCCUCCAUAUUUAUAUAACCACGAAGAUCGUAUGCUUUUCUUUGAGCGCAAUAAAGAGAAUUUCGGCACGCCACCGGGACAGUUGCUUGCCACGCUCUAUAGUUCCUGUAAGAAACGCGAAACGCUCAACAAGUUGUACGGUCGUGGACCGCUUUCGCAAUGGCGCCGCAUGUUACGCGAAGUUCCCUUCCUCGCAGAGAAUGCGCGGCUCUACAAGUCGUGGCCAUUGCUGCGGAUUGAAUGGGACGAAUUGCUGACGCAACAUGCUUAUCUAGAUUGGUUAAAGUUAGCCGCAGAGUUGGCGGCACAUGGCGUUACGAGUUUCGUACGUAUUUUCUUUGCUGAGGGCACAAUCUUUAUUGCGCCGGUUAGAGCACGUCAAGAUGUGCGCUGCGAAUCGUUGAAGAGUUGGCAAGCGCAGUUGUUGCCAUUCCGUUACACCGGCGGCGAACAGGCGGCGCAAGUGAUCGCUAGCGAAUUGCGAGCUUUUUGUCGAGUGCUUAUCGGUGAAUUACCUUUUGAUCCUGAAUUGUAUACUGAUAACGGUGGGCGAAACGGCAGUUACGAUGAUUCAGCACAUAAUUCGUUUAGCUACGAGAAAUAUUUUAAAUAUUUUCAUGGAAGUUUGCGUUUCAGCGAACAAGAUGUGUGCACUGCUCAUGAGAUAUAUACCGACGAGCAGCGGCUAGAGAAUAUAUCAGCGCUUAUACGUUCAACACAUCCAAGUGUGCUCUUCAAUUUCGUGCUUUGGCAGGCCUAUGUAAAGCUAAGUUAUGAAGACUGCUUUCUGUUGACUGAAGAGUUUGAACCGCUGCUGUUGUCCGAGUACUGGAAUUGGGAUGUGUUUAAUACGAAUUUCAGUCGCAAAGUCGCGUUAGCCACUUAUCUUUAUCACACAACACGCUUUCAGGAGCAACGACGCGCUGUGCUCUUGGGCGAACAGUGGGAUCGCUUUCUAUAUGCGAAGCUGCAGCGCAGCAAUUUCAAUUUACCACGCUUACUCUCCACAUAUGCAAAAACUGACUUGGACCCGGCAAAUCUUACGGAAAUUUAUGCGAUAGACAAGUUCGUCGAGGGAAAUUUUUAUGGCAAUUUGGUUACUUUGCGUCGUCGCCAACUGCGAAAUACAUUUUUCACCGCCUACAUCGACCCCGAAGACUACAAUCAUCCCAUUUAUUUUCUGCGACAUUUCCUGCAUUUCACCAUUUUGACCUUGCAACGCCCGUUGUUCCAUUAUUUCGCCACAAUGGGUUUCGAUUUGUGGCAUAAAUCUGAUUUACUAUACAAUUCAGACGGAUACUACACGUCCAUGUAUUGCUUGGAAAGACAAUCGUUAUUGCACUACGAAGAUGCGCCGAUAUUUCAACUGCUGGGCGAAUCACAAGUUGCCGAUAUUUUUCGGUUUUAUCGCGCUUUCAUCGAGUCUUUAAGGGAUUACGAUUUCUGGUUGGAGGGUGAGUCUUUCGCAUUCGCGGAGGAUUUUGUGUUGGAACAUUUUCAAUUGACUUCGAAACGCAUUAUGUUCUAUGCCGUCGCGCAGUUGCAUUGUGGACGAAACGAUGAGUGGUUCAGCAUACUGAUCAAUAGAAGCUUCAUGAAUAUGCCACAAUUCGCGACGGCUUUCGAGUGUGAGGCUGAAAGUCCAAUGAACCCGCUGGUAAAAUGCAUGAUCAAUCACUGCGAUUAAUGGCGGCGUAUGGAUGAAGGAUAGAUAAAUAAUUUAUUUAAUUUAAGUAUAUAUAUAUAUCAGUGUAGGUUUAUAUAAUAUAGUAUAUAACUAAAAUAGAAUUCAAAUAAAAAUUGUGCAGAGUUCUACAUCACUCAUUUA